UAGCGCUGCACUGAUCGUGCUGUCAAACACAUAUAUUUACGCCACGGCCGGCCCGCCGCUCACGGCGAAAAUGGCUUAUCGCAGCAGCAGCCCCUUCUCGGAGUCGCGCAUCUCCACCACCGAUGAAGACCUCUUCCACAACGCGGAGAGAUCUCGGCCAGGCGCAGAGGGGCAUGGAGCAUUCAGCCGCGUGUGGACCGCCGUCGGCAUGGGCAAGGGGAGGGGGCGGGAGAGGGAGAGGGGGAGGGCUGCCGUCGGUGAGAGGCCUCCCUUUGCGGAUGUGCACGUGUUGCUGGACAGCAGCAGGCACAUGAUUGACCGGAUGCGGCCGUGCCAGUCGGCCAGCAGCACGCGGGAUGGCUAUGAGAUGGAGGAGGGGGAAGGCAGGGGCACAGAUCACGAUGGGGGAUGCAUCCACCAGGUGGCAGCCAAAUGACGCCUUGGCUUAUUGCAAUGAAUGCAUUCUCAUUGUGUGUGUGGUUGCAGAUGGAGGUUGAGAGGCAGGUGCAGAAGGUUCCGAACUACAGUAGCUACAGCCGGGAUUGCGCCCUGUUCGACGUCUUUGCCGACGUGUACGACACAAUCACACCCACAGCCACGCCCACACCAGCAACCCAGGGAUACCAUACCGAAGAACCAAAGGGAGACGGGGAGGAAGAUGGGCAGGGGGAGGGUCGUGUGGUGGGGGUGAGUGUGUGCAGGUGUGUGCGUGAGGUGGGCUGCCUGCUGCGUGAUGCGUCUAGCGUCAUUGUGCAGGGGUUCAUGGAGCUGAUCAGGGUCGUCAGGGCGGCGGGCCGCAGUGACGACGAUCUGUAAGAGAGAGAGGGAUGAGUGUGUCUAGGUGGGUAGGCAAUGGAUGGAUGGAUGGAUGGAUGGACACAAUGGACCUCUGAGUAGACGGGGCAAAGAACAUGCAGCAUGUGUCUGUGGUCGCACCAAGAAAGCUACUGCCAUGCGUCGGUCCAUCGCGUCAAAACGGUCCUGCACUUCAUUUGCAAAAUGGUCGUGU
Molecule: messenger RNA, 1009 nt
Organism: Vitrella brassicaformis
Lineage: Eukaryota; Vitrellaceae
Source: the annotation of a GenBank genome assembly